AUGAGUACAUGUUUAAAUCAUUGUAGGUGGUGUCGCUCCUGUAAUCGAAUGAGCACCCAACCGUGGGUUGAAAAGUACCGACCGCUGUGCUUCAGUGAAGUCGUUGGCAACGAGAAAUCAAUCUCGUUGCUAUCCAAUCUCGCGACCAAGGGACUUUCGAUUCCCAAUCUGCUGAUAUGUGGCCCGUCCGGUUGCGGGAAGACGGCCUGUGUUGAUAUCUUGUGCAAAGCGAUGAUCCCAGAAAACCGUGGUGCCAGAAUACUUCGUCUCAGUUCGUUCGACGAGAGGGGCAUCGACAACGUGAGGACGACCGUCAAGAACUUCGCGCGAGGGAGGGUCGGCACGGAAGCAACCCCCGCAAUUGCGAAGAUUGUCGUCCUCGACGAGGCGGACUCCAUGACACCUGGGGCUUUUCAGGCACUGCGACGGAUCAUGGAUGUUUACUCGAGCACGACGCGGUUCAUCAUAGUCUGCAACAACUCCACCAAAAUCAUCGAACCGAUUCAGAGCAGAUGUGCGAUACUGAGGUUUUCGAAAGUUGAGGACGCUCAGCUUUGUUUGAGAGUUCGUCAGGUUUGUGACAUGGCCGGCGUCGAGUACGACCUCGGUGGCAUCGGAGCUCUGGCGUGCGUUGCGGACGGAGACUUGAGGUCUGCGAUCAACAGCCUAUCUUCGAUUGUCUCCGGGUUUCGCAGACUAACAUCGGAAAACGUAUACCGAACAUGUCGCUCUCCGCAGCCGGCAAAGAUCGUAGAAAUUGUCGACCUCCUCCGGAACAGAGGGGGGUAUGUCGAGGCAUGUAAGAAGCUGAGGGGGCUAUGUGGCAAAGGAGGCGAGGGAUACUCGCCGAUGGACAUCCUUGCAAGCUUUUUCCGAGCGUUGUCGGUGCUGGACGUCCGAGAAUCGCAGCGUAUCGAGAUUGCCAAGGUCAUCGGAUUGGUGCAGAACAGGGUGGCGAGCGGUGCGUCGUCGUACCUUCAGCUCGCGGCAAUGUUGUGGAGCAUCGCCGAAACGUUCGACUGA
Messenger RNA from Ectocarpus siliculosus, 1023 nucleotides. NCBI's taxonomy places the organism in Eukaryota, Phaeophyceae, Ectocarpales, Ectocarpaceae. The record is from the annotation of a GenBank genome assembly.